CCGCACUCCCAGCUCGCAAUAAAGUUUUUCCGUGUGUGUGUGGAGCUGAAGAUGGCGGCCAGCUCGGAGCGUAGUCCUCCGCCCUUCCCGGACUCAGAGGAGCCCGAGCUGCUGGAGGACAGCGACACCGACGACGGCGCGGACGUGUUCACGGGCACGUCUAUAUCUGAAAUGGAUUCUCCAUCGCCUGUUGACACAUCCAGAACUCCUAAAGACAUCUUCAACGAGCCACCGGAAGACCUCUUCAGCGAUCCACUGAGCGACACUAAUUCCGAACCCCAGAAGAACGUAGACACCAAGAUAUCCUCUCCUGUUAGCGAUGAAGAUUCCGACCUCUUCAGUGACCCGCUGGAUGAUGAAACCAAUAUCAUCAGUCCUACCGAGUCCAAAAAUCCAGUUCCGGAUCUCUUGAACGAGUCUCAGAUCAACAGUGAACCGCCAAAGUCUGAUGUCAUCGUAGAACCGAGUGACAUCAGCAAACCCGUCCACAAAACGGAUGUUGGAGAUCGUCGGAAGGAAAUUUUCGAAGACCUCCCGAUAGAUGGAAACAAAGGCGUAUCCAUUAAGACGGCAGCAAGCUCGGAGAUGAUGGAUUUCGAUGAUGAUGAGGAUGACGAAGAUUUGUUUAAAGAACCAUUUAAGGCCGUAUCGCAGAAACCUGGUGGGCCACCUGUUGAUGUUUUUACCAAGGUGAAAUCGGAAGGGAAGGGUAAGGCGCAGGGUAAAAACGCCCCCGACGAUCUUUUCACGGAAGAGGCCGUAACAGCCCCCGGUGCCAAAUCUUUAGCGGGCGCCGUCUCCAAAACCAACGGGGUUCAUUCUGAAGAGCAGGAUCUCUUCACGGAAGCCACGGUGGAGUUGUCUCUGGACAGUCCUCGUAACGACCGCAAGAUGAAAGACAUCGUAAAACCAGCGGUCUCGACUCCUACCGCCCAUGGGAUGAGCGCCUCUAGUUCCAAAGCACCGUCUCAAACUCUGGAGGAGUUGGAGGAAGAGGAGAGCGAGGACAAGUUUGAUCUGAACAUCUCCAUCACGAAUCCAGAGAAAGUUGGUGAUGGUAUGAACGCAUAUAUGGCCUACAAAGUUUCAACACAGACGACGUUACCCAUGUUCCGCCGCAAGACGUUUACAGUGCGCAGACGCUUCAGUGAUUUUCUAGGAUUGUACGAGAAGCUCUCCGAGAAACACUUGCAGAACGGAUACAUUAUACCUCCGCCGCCCGAGAAGAGCAUUCUGGGUAUGACUAAAGUCAAAGUGGGGAAGGAGGAUCCAUCUUCAGCUGAAUUUGUGGAGCGGAGGAGAGCAUCUCUCGAGAGAUAUCUUCAGAGGGUUGUGAAUCAUCCGUCUCUGCUGCAGGAUCCUGAUGUGAGAGAGUUUUUAGAAAAGGAGGAGUUACCUCGUGCGGUAGGCACACAGGCCUUGAGUGGAGCCGGCUUCCUCAAAAUGAUCAACAAAGCCACAGACGCUGUUAGUAAGAUGACCAUCAAGAUGGACGAACAGGACGUGUGGUUUGAUGAGAAGAUCCAGGAAGUAGAAAAUGAAGAACAGCAGUUACGGAAGCUUCACCUGAUGGUGGAAUCACUCGUCAGUCACAGGAAAGAGCUGUCGGGGAACACGGCCGUGUUUGCGAAGAGCGUGGCGAUGUUAGGCAGUUCGGAGGAUAACACGGCUCUUUCCCGAGCUCUCUCUCAGCUGGCGGAGGUUGAAGAUCGGAUCGAGCUGCUCCAUCAGGACCAGGCGUCCAAUGACUUCUUCACCUUUUCGGAGCUGCUGGCCGAUUAUAUCCGACUUCUGGGAGCUGUCAGGGCGUGUUUCGAUCAGAGGAUGAAAUCGUGGCAGCGCUGGCAGGACGGUCUGAACACGCUGCAGAAGAAGAGAGAGGUGGAGGCCAAAUUAUUGUGGGCCAAUAAACCCGACAAACUCCAGCAGGCCAAGGAUGAGAUAACAGAGUGGGAAUCAAAGGUUACGCAGUACGAGAGAGACUUCGAGAAGAUUUCAGCCACCGUUCGGAAGGAAGUCAUACGUUUUGAUAAAGAGAAAUCUCGGGAUUUUAAGAGACAAAUCAUCAAAUAUAUGGAGUCUUUGCUGCUCUCACAACAACAGAUGAUAAAAUAUUGGGAGGCGUUUCUGCCGGAAGCAAAAGCAAUCGCGUGAAGCUUUUUCACACAAACACACACAGAUGACUGAGGCCUUUUCUAUAUUCUUUACCUCUCGCCUUUAAACAAAAACUAAGAAUAAAACGCACCGCAAAAGGGAAACGAUCGUCCUGCCGCUCUUUACUUUAUGUAAUUCUCACCUUUAUUUUCUUAUCAUGAUUCUUUAUUUGGUGCGUUUGGGGGUUUGUGUUUAUCAUCUGUAUGCAACUAUUUCUUUUUCAUGUGAGGAGCAUUCAGUGUUAUUAUCUCUUUCACAACAGGGUAAACAGGGUGCACUUUCAAAUCAUAUUCAUCUGCAUUGAUGUCACUGCUUUACACUAGAGGGCGCUCUGCUCUCAUUCAAACACAUACACAUGCACUUAAACAUUUUCCCAUCUGCUUUGACACACGUUUAGACCUGUCAUGAAGUAGUUUUUUUAAUGAGGAAAUUCAUAGAAAAUGUUGCCCUGUCUGGAUUCACUCCAUCCAAAUUUGCCAUAUAUAGCAUGUGAGCAAUAAAUUACAUUAUUAUAAAUAUUAAAGUUAAAGAUGUUACAACGUCUCUAUCCAGCAAUGUAAUCUGGCCAGUGGAAAGAAUUAUACAUAAACAUAUAUCAGCACUAUGUAUGUUGCUCGCUCAUAGAUUUUUCUUUUGCAGGCCACUUUUUUGCAGGACCUUUAUAAUGUUGAGGAGCGAAAGAUGGUUGUGUCAUAAAUAAUGUGUGAAUGUUUUUUCUAUGGUUGAUUUAAUGCACUUCAAAAGAGCUUAAAAACCUCAUUCCUACGGCAAAGUUUUAUAUCAAAACCUCAGCACACCGGACGUUCAGAGCACUUCAGUCUUAAACUUCGCUUUAAGAUCUGUUGUCUGAAACGAUGCUCCUCGUUCAUAAUUUCAUCAGCUUUUUCCCUCUUUAAAGCUUUUUGUUUUCUAUUAUUUUUAGAAAAUGUAUGCCAACACAUUUAUUAUUGAUUUGCGUAUAAACACGUUUGUGUUUUCAUGGCAUGUUACGAUUAUUAAACCUUUGCUUUUUCUACUAAUAAUGAUAAAACCAUUUUCUACAUUGCGCUUUUUUUUACACAUUUUGCUGCUGUAAAGACAUUACAGAGUUUUUUUAGGUUCUUUUUAGUGUUUAUUAUGACGUGAUUGUUAGUUCAGAUCAUAAAUGAUAUUUUGGGCCCUGCUGACAGGUUAACAGGUUGGACUCCUGAGGUUUUUUUGCCAGGGUUCACCUUUAGGUGCCAUAAUAGUCAAAGUUUCUUUAAUAGAAAGGCAUCUAUUUUUCCACUGUGGAUGCUUCCUUUAAAGAAAACAAUAAAUAUUAAAGUACAAAUGUAAA
This is a messenger RNA of Triplophysa dalaica, 3472 nucleotides long. It is a transcript of the gene snx1a, whose product is annotated as sorting nexin 1a. Bases 52 to 2154 code for a protein of 700 amino acids. Gene Ontology annotation, biological process: intracellular protein transport; early endosome to Golgi transport. NCBI's taxonomy places the organism in Eukaryota, Metazoa, Chordata, Actinopteri, Cypriniformes, Nemacheilidae. Gene Ontology annotation, molecular function: phosphatidylinositol binding. Gene Ontology annotation, cellular component: endosome membrane; endosome. The record is from RefSeq and is a predicted model, not a curated record. The transcript is spliced from 15 exons.